UUUGUAUCUAGUUUAUUAUAUUAAACUUUUAAAGCUUAGAUAUAUUUGAUCAAUCCAAAAUAUUGUUACAAAGCAUCAUUAAAAGAACUCAUAAAUGUUGUAUUUUAAAAAUCCAAUGGCUUCUUUAUUUAUUAGAUCUUGACCUUUAAUCAAUAAGCAUUUUAGGGAUGCACAAAAGCAUAUAAAAAUGAAGCAGGGCGGUUUAGGUAUUGACAAAACGAUGACACUAUUUGUAAAUGCAGAGUACUUAAUGGACGAUAAAAUCCAUCAAAAAAUAUCCCCUGAUGUAGCAGCAACAUUUUUAUAUGAAUCCCCCUCUCCAUUUUGUGUACGGAUUUCAUUUAGAACGAAACAUACAUUGAAUUUCCAUCCGAAAAUACGGUACUCCGAUGGUCCUGUUAAGUGUUUUAUUGUUCAUUCGCUCAGUUCUAUUGAUUCUGCUCUUCUCAGUCAUUAUCUUCAAUCAAAUCAUAAUUUUAUACCAAAACACUCUACUGCAACCUCUAGAAUAACUAAUUGUGCAUACCAAACACCCUAAUCUACUUGCACUAUUUCAUAUGUCAAUCAGUUACAAGUAUUAUAUUUUGUGAGAGGGAUGACGUAUAAAUCUGCACACAAUACCAGCUUCUUUCAUUUAGUAUGGCGCGCGCUGAACGUUUAAUGAAGCCACUGCGUUUGUCUCUUGGAAUAUUUGGAAUAUGCCAUAGACGACAGAAAAGUGAGGUUAACCCCGCUAUAGAUGAUCCAGCCAAGAAAACAUCUAUAAUUGUAAAGCGUUCAACGGAAAACUUUCUUCGGUUCUACUGUGUCUUUGUGUGCACUCUGCUGAGUUUGAAUGUAUUGAGGUAUCUUCCAUCUUUCUGGGUAGGAAUAGAUUUUAUUCCAAACCUGACAGCACUACGAAUAAUCACUCUGUUAUUCUACCUGCAAAACGCAAUCGUCAGCAUUGUUUUGUUUAUCUUUUAUGAUAACAGAAAUCAUUUUGAAAGCUAUGUGAAGCAGUAUAUCGAUGCUGUGGAGGACCAAAUUUCAAAGAGUCUGAUGUUAAACCCAAAGAGUGAUAGGAUCAGAAAAUGUGGGGCAAGGAAUCUCGCUAUAGGUUGGACAUAUUUUACUAUUAACGCAAGUUUGACGAUUUUUGCAAUCAACUCAAAUUUCUCCCCAGUGAUACCUGGGCUCGCAUGCAACCCUUUCCCCAACACAUCUCUCUCAGUCAGAGUUUUGGCAAGUUUUGUACAGAUUAUAUCAUCAGGUGUGUCCAUUUUCCCCGUUGUCAUGUUUUGCACGCUCGUAAGCGCCAUUGAGUUCCUAUAUGAUGAUCUUUAUGACGUAAUGAAACAGACGAAGAUAGAACACAGCUCAUGUAGAUUGGAUAUUGUCAAGAAUAUUCGAAAGAAGCACUUGCAGUUGUGCAAAAUGGUUGAAACCGUUGACCAGAGUCUACAAUUUUAUGUGGCUGCUGUUUUUGUCAUAAACUUGGGAAUUGCUUGUUUCACGACCUACGAAAUGAUUAACAAGUCCGUUCAUAGCACCGAUCUAGCAGACAUUUCCAUUUUAUCUUUCUGGCUCGCAUGCACCAUAUUGACUAUGCUUAUCAUCACAAAGAAAGCAGCCACGUUGCACGAAAAGGCACAUGGGCUUUCUAAAGAGAUCUUUAAUAUCGAUGUUCAUGAUACCAAUAUUGAUGACAUGAUAGAGUUGAACCUGUUGAUGACCAAACUUCACGGUCCGUCUAUUGGUCUGUCAGUACUCGGUAUUAUCACCAUCACCAAGGAAAUGAUUCUUACGCUUGCUGGAUUGUACCUGACAUAUUUUUUUCUGCUACUUCAAUUCCGAAUCUAGAGAGUUCAAAAGUUCCUUCCAAAAUAAACAAAUGGAUUUGUCUAUGUCAAAUCAGAAUUUGAUGUUUUUUGGGCGAUGAUAUAUACCAAAAUUGUGUAUACUGCACCUUUGAACUGACUUAAGGUGUACUGAAUCUUUGAGAUAACCACAAAACAAUUUACUCAUUCAUUAUAUCAUAGUGUGUUUUUUUUUAACAUGGUAAUCAUCAUUCAGUUAAAGCUUUACGUUUUGUUUAAAUUUAUGUUGGUUAUAAAUUACAUGUAAAAAAAAAAUAAUACGAAGAAAAAAUGAGAUAAGGAUGAGAUAUAAUGAAUAGUACAAUGUUUCUUUUUUAAUAUCCUUUUUGAUGCAAUCAAUUCAAUUUUAUAACAGAAAUGACAAUUCAUUAUGAAGAAAUGUUGUUCAUUUUUAUAAACCAUUUCUUUCUGAUCUAGCAUUAUAACAUCUUACACCGUCACUUUGUAAACAGGUUUUAUAUUCCUGUUCUGUAAGGUAGACAUCAUAUCUUUCUGACACCAAUACUGUUAUAUAUUUUAUCCGAGUUAAAUUCAAACUUUGUAUUUCGUUUUUAUGAAUUUUUGAGAUGGUUGACAGACUGUUAUUUUCAUUUUUUCAUUCAAUAUCUUCGUUAGCGGCGCAAUCAUGCAUUUCCAUAUUUACAAACAUCAUUAGCAAACAAUCAAAAUAAUGCAUUACCAAUAAAUUAAUGACAUAAAUUUAAUGGUUUUGUUUGAAAUUUGGUCUAUUGGUUUACGAAAAUGCAAUUUAAAACUCAUAUUGAUUAUGAACGACUGUAUUUUGUAAGAGAGGAUCACCAGUCAGCAGAGGGUGCGGCUGAUCAUACUUCUAAUUUUUGUAGAGGUUUGUGUUUGCUCUGUUCCUGUUUUGUAUUUUCCUUUGAACUUUUGAUUUUAUAUAUUGUUCGUUAUCAACACAUUUCAUUGUCGAUGUUUGUCAUGUUUACUUUGUAAUCGCUAUGCAAUAAUGUAUUUUUAAACGACAUUUAGAUGAUAACCCUCUCUAAGUAUUAUUUGCCGACUCGAAUGCCUAAUGGCAUUUCAAUAGCGGAGUCACGUUGCUAAUGUAUCACUAUUGGAAUUAG
This is a messenger RNA of Magallana angulata, 2944 nucleotides long. RefSeq lists its product as uncharacterized. Gene Ontology annotation, cellular component: membrane. The coding region runs from base 640 to 1842 and encodes 400 amino acids. The transcript has 4 exons. Lineage: Eukaryota; Metazoa; Mollusca; Bivalvia; Ostreida; Ostreidae. Gene Ontology annotation, biological process: sensory perception of taste. The record is from RefSeq and is a predicted model, not a curated record.